AUGCCCCAAUCUCCCGCUUUCCAUCACCCCGCCCCAUUCUCCCUCCUUCCAUCACCCCGCCCCAUUCUCCCGCUUUCCAUCACCCCGCCCCAUUCUCCCGCUUUCCAUAACCCCGCCUCAUUCUCCCUCCUUCCAUCACCCUCCCCAUUCUCCCUCCUUCCAUCACCCCGCCCCAUUCUCCCUCCUUCCAUCACCCCGCCCCAUUCUCCCGCUUUCCAUCAGCCCACCCCAUUCUACCAUUUUCCAUCACCCCGCCCCAUUCUCCCGCUUUUGAUCACCCCGCCCCAUUUCCCGCUUUCCAUCACCCCGCUCCAUUCUCCUGCUUUCCAUCACUCAGCCCCAUUCUCCCGCUUUCCAUCACCCCGCCCCAUUCUCCCGUUUUCCAUCACCCCGCCCCAUGCUCCCGCUUUCCAUCACCCCGCCCCAUUCUCCCGCUUUCCAUCACCCCGCCCCAUUCUCCCGCUUUCCAUCACCACGCCCCAUUCUCCCGCUUUCCAUCACCCCGCCCCAUUCUCCCGCUUUCCAUCACCCCGCCCCAUUCUCCCUCCUUCCAUCACCCCGCCUCAUUCUACCUCCUUCCAUCACCCCGCCCCAUGCUCCUGCUUGCCAUCAACCCGCCCCAUUCUCCCGCUUUUCAUCACCCGCCCCAUUCUCCCACUUUCCAUCACCCCGCCCCAUUCUCCCGCUUUCCAUCACCCCGCCCCAUUCUCCCUCCUUCCAUCACCCCGCCCCAUUCUCCCGCUUUUCAUCAGCCCACCCCAUUCUACCACUUUCCAUCACCCCGCCCCAUUCUCCCGCUUUCCAUCACCCCGCCCCAUUCUCCCGCUUUCGAUCAUCCGCCCCAUUCUCCCGCUUUCCAUCACCCCGCCCCAUUCUCCUGCUUUCCAUCACCCCGCCCCAUUCUCCCGCUUUCCAUCACCCCGCCCCAUUCUCCCGUUUUCCAUCACCCCGCCCCAUUCUCCCGCUUUCCAUCACCCCGCCCCAUUCUCCCGCUUUCCAUCACCCCGCCCCAUUCUCCCGCUUUCCAUCACCACGCCCCAUUCUCCGUCCUUCCAUCACCCCGCCCCAUUCUCCUGCUUUCCAUCACCCCGCCCCAUUCUCCCUCCUUCCAUCACCCCGCCUCAUUCUACCUCCUUCCAUCACCCCGCCCCAUGCUCCCGCCUUCCAUCACCCCGCCCCAUUCUCCCGCUUUUCAUCACCCGCCCCAUUCUCCCACUUUCCAUCACCCCGCCCCAUUCACCCGCUUUCCAUCACACCGCCCCAUUCUCCCGCUUUCCAUCACCCCGCCCCAUUCUCCUGCUUUCCAUCACCCCGCCCCAUUCUCCCGCUUUCCAUCACCCCGCCCCAUUCUCCCGUUUUCCAUCACCCCGCCCCAUUCUCCCGCUUUCCAUCACCCCGCCCCAUUCUCCCGCUUUCCAUCACCCCGCCCCAUUCUCCCGCUUUCCAUCACCACGCCCCAUUCUCCGUCCUUCCAUCACCCCGCCCCAUUCUCCUGCUUUCCAUCACCCCGCCCCAUUCUCCCUCCUUCCAUCACCCCGCCUCAUUCUACCUCCUUCCAUCACCCCGCCCCAUGCUCCCGCCUUCCAUCACCCCGCCCCAUUCUCCCGCUUUUCAUCACCCGCCCCAUUCUCCCACUUUCCAUCACCCCGCCCCAUUCACCCGCUUUCCAUCACACCGCCCCAUUCUCCCGCUUUCCAUCACCCCGCCCCAUUCUCCCGCUUUCCAUCACCCCGCCUGAUUCUCCCAUCACCCCGCCCCGUUCUCCCGCUUUCCAUCACCACGCUCCAUUCUCCCGCUUUCCAUCACCCCGCCCCAUUCUCCCUCUUUCCAUCACCCCGCCCCAUUCUCCCGCUUUCCAUCACCCCACCCCAUUCUCCCGCUUUCCAUCACCCCGUCCCAUUCUCCCUCUUUCCAUCACCCCCGCCCCAUUCGCCCGCUUUCCAUCACCCCGCCCCAUUCUUCCUCUUUCCAUCUCCCCGACCCAUUCUCCCUCUUUCCAUCACCCCCCCCCAUUCUCCCGAUUUCCGUCACCCUGCCCCAUUCUCCCUCUUUCCAUCAUCCCGCCCCAUUCUCCCGACUCUUUCACCCCGCCCCAUUCUCCAUCUUUCCAUCACCCCUCCCCAUUCUCCCUCUUUCCAUCACCCGGCCCCAUUCUCCCGCUUUCCAUCACCCCGCCCCAUUCUCCCUCCUUCCAUCACCCGGCCCCAUUCUCCCUCUUUCCAUAACCCCGCCCCAUUCUCCCGCUUUCCAUCACCCCACCCCAUUCUCCCGCUUUCCAUCACCCCGUCCCAUUCUCCCUCUUUCCAUCACCCUGCCCCAUUCGCCCGCUUUCCAUCACCCCGCCCCAUUCUUCCUCUUUCCAUCUCCCCGCCCCAUUCCCCCUCUUUCCAUCACCCCGCCCCAUUCUCCCGAUUUCCGUCACCCCGCCCCGUUCUCCCUCUUUCCAUCAUCCCGCCCCAUUCUCCCGAUUUCCGUCACCCCGCCCCAUUCUCCCUCUUUCCAUCACCCCGCCCCAUUCUUCCUCUUUCCAUCUCCCCGCCCCAUUCUCCCUCUUUCCAUCACCCCGCCCCAUUCUCCAUCUUUCCAUCACCCCGCCCAAUUCUCCCUCUUUCCAUCACUUCGCCCCAUUCUCCCGAUUUCCGUCACCUCGCCCCAUACUCCCUCUUUCGAUCACCCUGCCCCAUUCUCCCGAUUUCCGUCAUCCUGCCCCAUUCUCCCUCAUUCCAUCACCCUGCCCCAUUCUCCCUCUUUCCAUCACCCCGACCCAUUCUCCCGCUUUCCAUCACCCCGCCCCAUUCUCCCUCUUUCCAUCACCCCGCCCCAUUCUCCCGCUUUCCAUCACCCCGCCCCAUUCUCCCGCUUUCCAUCACCCCGCCCCAUUCUCCCUCUUUCCAUCACCCCGCCCCAUUCUCCCGCUUUCCAUCACCCCGCCCCAUUCUCCCUCUUUCCAUCACCCCGCCCCAUUCUUCCUAUUUCCAUCUCCCCGCCCCAUUCUCCCUCUUUCCAUCACCCUGCCCCAUUCUCCCGAUUUCCGUCACCCCGCCCCAUUUUCCCUCUUUCCAUCAUCCCGCCCCAUUCUCCCGACUCUGUCACCCCGCCCCAUUCUCCCUCUUUCCAUCACCCCUCCCCAUUCUCCCGAUUUCCAUCACCCCGCCCCAUUCUCCCGAUUUCCGUCAUCCUGCCCCAUUCUCCCUCAUUCCAUCACCCUGCCCCAUUCUCCCUCUUUCCAUCACCCCGACCCAUUCUCCCGCUUUCCAUCACCCCGCCCCAUUCUCCCUCUUUCCAUCACCCCGCCCCAUUCUCCCGCUUUCCAUCACCCCGCCCCAUUCUCCCGCUUUCCAUCACCCCGCCCCAUUCUCCCUCUUUCCAUCACCCCGCCCCAUUCUCCCGCUUUCCAUCACCCCGCCCCAUUCUCCCUCUUUCCAUCACCCCGCCCCAUUCUCCCGCUUUCCAUCACCCCACCCCAUUCUCCCGCUUUCCAUCACCCCGUCCCAUUCUCCCUCUUUCCAUCACCCCGCCCCAUUCGCCCGCUUUCCAUCACCCCGCCCCAUUCUUCCUCUUUCCAUCUCCCCGCCCCAUUCUCCCGCUUUCCAUCACCCCGCCCCAUUCUCCCUCUUUCCAUCACCCCGCCCCAUUCUCCCGCUUUCCAUCACCCCGCCCCAUUCUCCCGCUUUCCAUCACCCCGCCCCAUUCUCCCUCUUUCCAUCACCCCGCCCCAUUCUCCCGCUUUCCAUCACCCCGCCCCAUUCUCCCUCUUUCCAUCACCCCGCCCCAUUCUCCCGCUUUCCAUCACCCCACCCCAUUCUCCCGCUUUCCAUCACCCCUCAUCCUGCCCCAUUAUCCCUCUUUCCAUCACCCCGCCUCAUUCUCCCUCUUUCCAUCACCCCGACCCAUUCUCCCGCUUUCCAUGACCCCGCCCCAUUCUCCCUCUUUCCAUCACGCCGCCCCAUUCUCCCGCUUUCCAUCACCCCGCCCCAUUCUCCCACUUUCCAUCACCCCGCCCCAUUCUCCCGCUUUCCAUCACCCCGCCCCAUUCUCCCUCUUUCCAUCACCCCACCCUAUCUCCCGUUUUCCAUCACCCCGCCCCAUUCUCCCGCUUUCCAUCACCCCGCCCCAUUCUCCCUCUUUCCAUCACCCCGCUCCAUUUUCCCGAUUUCCGUCACCCCGCCCCAUGCUCCCUCUUUCCAUCACCUCGCCCCAUUCUCCCGAUUUCCGUCACCCCGCCCUAUUCUCCCUCUUUCCAUCACCCCGCCCCAUUCUUCCUCUGUCCAUCUCCCCGCCCCAUUCUCCCUCCUUCCAUCACCCCGCCCCAUUCUCCCGAUUUCCGUCACCUCGCCCCAUUCUCCCUCUUUCCAUCACCCCUCCCCAUUCUCCCUCUUUCCAUCACCUCGCCCCAUUCUCCCUCCUUCCACCACCUCGCCCCAUUCUCCCAAUUUCCAUCACCUCGCCCCAUUCUCCCGCUUUCCAUCACCCCGCCCCGUUCUCCCGCUUUACAUCACCCCGCCCCAUUCUCCCGCUUUCCAUCACCCCGCCCCAUUCUCCCGUUUUCCAUCACCCCGCCCCAUUCUCCCGCUUUCCAUCACCCCGCCCAAUUCUCCCUCUUUCCAUCACCCCUCCCCAUUCUCCCUCUUUCCAUCACCGGGCCCCAUUCUCCCGAUUUCCAUCACCCCGCCCCAUUCUCCCUCUUUCCAUUACCCCGCCCCAUUCUACUGCUUUCCAUCACCCCGCCCCAUUCUCCCUCUUUCCAUCACCCCGCCCCAUUCUCCCGCUUUCUAUAACCCCACCCCAUUCUCCCGCUUUCCAUCACCCUGCUCCAUUCUCCCGCUUUCCAUCACCCCGCCCAAUUCUCCCGCUUUCCAUCACCCCUCUCCAUUCUCCCUCUUUCCAUCUCCCCGCCCCAUUCUCCCUCUUUCCAUCACCCCUUCCAACUCUCCCUCUUUCCGUCACCCCGCCCCAUUCUCCCUGUUUCCAUCACCUCGCCCCAUUCUCCCUCUUUCCAUCUCCUCGCCCCAUUCUCCUGCUUUCCAUCACCCCGCCCCGUUCUCCCUCUUACCAUCACCCCGCCCCAUUCUCCCACUUUCCAUCACCCCGCCCCAAUCUCCCUCUUUCUAUCACCCCGCCCCAUUCUCCCACUUUCCAUCACCCCGCCCCAUUCUCCCUCUAUCCAUCACCCCGCCCCAUUCUCCCACUUUCCAUCACCCCGCCCAAUUCUCCCGCUUUCCAUUACCCCGCCCAAUUCUCCCGCUUUCCAUCACCCCACCCCGUUCUCCCGCUUUCCAUCACCCCUCCCCAUUCUCCCUCUUUCCAUCACCCCGCCCCAUUCUCCCGCUUUCCAUCACCCAGCCCCAUUCUCCCGCUUUCCAUCACCCCGCCCCAUUCUCCCGCUUUCCAUCACCCCGCCCCAUUCUCCUGCUUUCCAUCACCCCACCCCGUUCUCCCUCUUACCAUCACCCCGCCCCAUUCUCCCACUUUCCAUCACCCCGCCCCAAUCUCCCUCUUUCUAUCACCCCGCCCCAUUCUCCCACUUUCCAUCACCCCGCCCCAUUCUCCCACUAUCCAUCACCCCGCCCCAUUCUCCCGCUUUCCAUCACCCCGCCCAAUUUUCCCGCUUUCCAUUACCCCGCCCAAUUCUCCCGCUUUCCAUCACCCCGCCCCGUUCUCCCGCUUUCCAUCACCCCUCCCCAUUCUCCCUCUUUCCAUCACCCCGCCCCAUUCUCCCGCUUUCCAUCACCCAGCCCCAUUCUCCCGCUUUCCAUCACCCCGCCCCAUUCUCCUGCUUUCCAUCACCCCGCCCCAUUCUCCCUCUUUCCAUCAUCCCGCCCCAUUCUCACGCUUUCCAUCACCCCGCCCCAAUCUCCCUCUUUCUAUCACCCCGCCCCAUUCUCCCACUUUCCAUCACCCCGCCCCAUUCUCCCUCUAUCCAUCACCCCGCCCCAUUCUCUUGCUUUAUCACCCCGCCUUAUUCUCCCGUUUUCCAUCACCCCGCCCCAUUCUCCCGAUUUCCAUCACCCGCCCCUUUCUCCCGAUUUCCAUCACCCCGCUUUCCAUCACCCCGGCCCAUUCUCCCGCUUUCCAUCACCCUGCCCCAUUCUCACUCUUUCCAUCACCCCGCCCCAUUCUCCUGCUUUCUAUCUUCCCGCCCCAUUCUCCCUCUUUCCAUCACCCCGCCCCAUUCUCCCGCCUUCCAUCACCCCGCCCCAUUCUCCAUCUUUCCAUCACCCUGCCCAAUUCUCCCCCUUUCCAUCACCCCGGCCCAUUCUCCCGCGAUCCAUCACCCCGCCCCAUUCUCCCUCUUUCCAUCACCCCGCCCCAUUCUCUCGCUUUCCAUCACCUCGCCCCAUUUUCCCGAUUUCCAUCACCCCGCCCCAUUCUCCCGCUUUCCAUCACCCCGCCCCAUUCUCCCGCUUUCCAUCACCGCGCCCCAUUCUCCCGCUUUCCAUCACCCCGCCCCAUUCUCCCGCUUUCCAUCACCCCGCCCCAUUCUCCCGCUUUCCAUCACCCCGCCCCAUUCUCCCUCUUUCCAUCACCCCGCCCCAUUCUCCCACUUUCCAUCACCCUGCCCCAUUUUCACUCUUUCCAUCACCCCGCUCCAUUCUCCCGCUUUCCAUCACCCCGCCCAAUUCUCCCUCUUUCCAUCACCCCUCCCCAUUCUCUUUUCCAUCACCCCGCCCCAUUCUCCCGCUUUCCAUCACCCCGCCCCAUUUUCCCUCUUUCCAUCACCCGGCCCCAUUCUCCCUCUUUCCAUCACCCCGCCCCAUUCUCCCGCUUUCCAUCACCCCGCCCGCUUCAAUCUCCCGCUUUCCAACACACUGCCCCAUUCUCCCGCUUUCCAUCACCCCACCCCAUUCUCACUUUUUCCAUCACCCCUCUCAAUUCUCCCUCUUUCCAUCACCCCGCCCCAUUCUCCUGCUUUCUAUCACCCCGCCCCAUUCUCCCUCUUUCCAUCACCCCGCCCCAUUCUCCCGCCUUCCAUCACCCCGCCCCAUUCUCCAUCUUUCCAUCACCCUGCCCAAUUCUCCCCCUUUCCAUCACCCCGCCCCAUUCUCCCGCCUUCCAUCACCCCGCCCCAUUCUCCCUCUUUCCAUCACCCCGCCCCAUUCUCCCGCUUUCCAUCACCCCACCCCAUUUUCCCGAUUUCCAUCACCCCGCCCCAUUCUCCAGCUUUCCAUCACCCUGCCCCAUUCUCCCGCUUUCCAUCACCCCGCCCCAUUCUCCCGCUUUCCAUCACCCCGCCCCAUUCUCCCGCUUUCCAUCACCCAGCCCCAUUCUCCCUCUUUCCAUCACCCCGCCCCAUUCUCCCGCAUUUCAUCACCCCGCCCCAUUUUCCCUCGUUCCAUCACCCCGCUCCAUUCUCCGGCUUUCCAUCACCCCGCCCAAUUCUCCCUCUUUCCAUCACCCCUCCCCAUUCUCGUGUUUUCCAUCACCCCGCCCAGUUCUCCCGCUUUCCAUCACCCCGCCCCAUUCUCCCUCUUUCAAUCACCCCGCCCCAUUCUCCCUCUUUCCAUCACCCCGCCCCAUUCUCCUGCUUUCCAUCACCCCGCCCCAUUCUCCCGAUUUCCAUCACCCCGCCCCAUUCUCCCGAUUUCCAUCACCCCGCCCCAUUCUCCCGCUUUCCAUCACCCCGCCCAAUUCUCCCGCUUUCCAUUACCCCGCCCAAUUCUCCCGCUUUCCAUCACCCCGCCCCGUUCUCCCGCUUUCCAUCACCCCUCCCCAUUCUCCCUCUUUCCAUCACCCCGCCCCAUUCUCCCGCUUUCCAUCACCCAGCCCCAUUCUCCCGCUUUCCAUCACCCCGCCCCAUUCUCCCGCUUUCCAUCACCCCGCCCCAUUCUCCUGCUUUCCAUCACCCCGCCCCGUUCUCCCUCUUACCAUCACCCCGCCCCAUUCUCCCACUUUCCAUCACCCCGCCCCAAUCUCCCUCUUUCUAUCACCCCGCCCCAUUCUCCCACUUUCCAUCACCCCGCCCCAUUCUCCCUCUAUCCAUCACCCCGCCCCAUUCUCCCGCUUUCCAUCACCCCGCCCAAUUCUCCCGCUUUCCAUUACCCCGCCCAAUUCUCCCGCUUUCCAUCACCCCGCCCCGUUCUCCCGCUUUCCAUCACCCCUCCCCAUUCUCCCUCUUUCCAUCACCCCGCCCCAUUCUCCCGCUUUCCAUCACCCAGCCCCAUUCUCCCGCUUUCCAUCACCCCGCCCCAUUCUCCCGCUUUCCAUCACCCCGCCCCAUUCUCCCUCUUUCCAUCAUCCCGCCCCAUUCUCACGCUUUCCAUCACCCCGCCCCAAUCUCCCUCUUUCUAUCACCCCGCCCCAUUCUCCCACUUUCCAUCACCCCGCCCCAUUCUCCCUCUAUCCAUCACCCCGCCCCAUUCUCUUGCUUUAUCACCCCGCCUUAUUCUCCCGUUUUCCAUCACCCCGCCCCAUUCUCCCGAUUUCCAUCACCCGCCCCUUUCUCCCGAUUUCCAUCACCCCGCUUUCCAUCACCCCGGCCCAUUCUCCCGCUUUCCAUCACCUUGCCCCAUUCUCACUCUUUCCAUCACCCCGCCCCAUUCUCCUGCUUUCUAUCUUCCCGCCCCAUUCUCCCUCUUUCCAUCACCCCGCCCCAUUCUCCCGCCUUCCAUCACCCCGCCCCAUUCUCCAUCUUUCCAUCACCCUGCCCAAUUCUCCCCCUUUCCAUCACCCCGCCCCAUUCUCCCGCGAUCCAUCACCCCGCCCCAUUCUCCCUCUUUCCAUCACCCCGCCCCAUUCUCUCGCUUUCCAUCACCUCGCCCCAUUUUCCCGAUUUCCAUCACCCCGCCCCAUUCUCCCGCUUUCCAUCACCCCGCCCCAUUCUCCCGCUUUCCAUCACCGCGCCCCAUUCUCCCGCUUUCCAUCACCCCGCCCCAUUCUCCCGCUUUCCAUCACCCCGCCCCAUUCUCCCGCUUUCCAUCACCCCGCCCCAUUCUCCCUCUUUCCAUCACCCCGCCCCAUUCUCCCACUUUCAAUCACCCUGCCCCAUUUUCACUCUUUCCAUCACCCCGCUCCAUUCUCCCGCUUUCCAUCACCCCGCCCAAUUCUCCCUCUUUCCAUCACCCCUCCCCAUUCUCUUUUCCAUCACCCCGCCCCAUUCUCCCGCUUUCCAUCACCCCGCCCCAUUUUCCCUCUUUCCAUCACCCGGCCCCAUUCUCCCUCUUUCCAUCACCCCGCCCCAUUCUCCCGCUUUCCAUCACCCCGCCCGCUUCAAUCUCCCGCUUUCCAACACACUGCCCCAUUCUCCCGCUUUCCAUCACCCCACCCCAUUCUCACUUUUUCCAUCACCCCUCUCAAUUCUCCCUCUUUCCAUCACCCCGCCCCAUUCUCCUGCUUUCUAUCACCCCGCCCCAUUCUCCCUCUUUCCAUCACCCCGCCCCAUUCUCCCGCCUUCCAUCACCCUGCCCCAUUCUCCAUCUUUCCAUCACCCUGCCCAAUUCUCCCCCUUUCCAUCACCCCGCCCCAUUCUCCCGCCUUCCAUCACCCCGCCCCAUUCUCCCUCUUUCCAUCACCCCGCCCCAUUCUCCCGCUUUCCAUCACCCCACCCCAUUUUCCCGAUUUCCAUCACCCCGCCCCAUUCUCCAGCUUUCCAUCACCGUGCCCCAUUCUCCCGCUUUCCAUCACCCCGCCCCAUUCUCCCGCUUUCCAUCACCCCGCCCCAUUCUCCCGCUUUCCAUCACCCAGCCCCAUUCUCCCUCUUUCCAUCACCCCGCCCCAUUCUCCCGCAUUUCAUCACCCCGCCCCAUUUUCCCUCGUUCCAUCACCCCGCUCCAUUCUCCGGCUUUCCAUCACCCCGCCCAAUUCUCCCUCUUUCCAUCACCCCUCCCCAUUCUCCUGUUUUCCAUCACCCCGCCCAGUUCUCCCGCUUUCCAUCACCCCGCCCCAUUCUCCCUCUUUCAAUCACCCCGCCCCAUUCUCCCUCUUUCCAUCACCCCGCCCCAUUCUCCUGCUUUCCAUCACCCCGCCCCAUUCUCCGGAUUUCCAUCACCCCGCCCCAUUCUCCCGCUUUCCAUCACCCCGCCCCAUUCUCCCUCUUUCCAUCACCCCGCUCCAUUCUCCCGCUUUCCAUCACCCCGCCCAAUUCUCCCUCUGUCCAUCACCCCUCCUUUUUCUCCCUCUUUCCAUCACCCCGCCCCAUUCUCCCGCUUUCCACCACCCCGCUCCAUUCUCCCGCUUUCCAUCACCCCGCCCAAUUCUCCCGCUUUCCAUCACCACGCCCCAUUUUCCCUCUUUCCAUCACCUCGCCCCAUUCUCCCACUAUCCAUCACCCCGCCCCAUUCUCUCGCUUUCGAUCACCCCGCUCCAUUCUCCCGCUUGCCAUCACCCCGCCCAAUUCUCCCUCUUUCUAUCACCCCUCUCCAUUCUCCCUCUUUCCAUCAUCCCGCCCCAUUCUCCCGCCUUUCAUCACCCCGCCCCAAUCUCCCGCUUUCCAUCACCCCGCCCAAUUCUCCCGCUUUCCAUCACCUCGCUCCAUUCUCCCGCCUUCCAUCACCCCGCCCCAUUCUCCCUCUUUCCAUCACCCCGCCCCAUUCUCACGCUUUCCAUCACCCCACCCCAUUCUUCCUCUUUCCAUCUCCCCGCCCCAUUCUCCCGCUUUCCAUCACCCCGCCCCAUUCUCCCUCUAUCGAUCACCCCGCCCAAUUCUCCCACUUUCCAUCACCCCAUCCCAUUCUCCCGUUUUCCAUCACCCCGCCCCAUUCUCUCGCUUUCCAUCACCCCGCCUUAUUCUCCCGCUUUCCAUCACCCCGCCCCAAUCUCCGCUUUCCAUCACCCCGCCCCAUUCUCCCGAUUUCCAUCACCCCGCCCCAUUCUCCCGCUUUCCAACACCCUGCCCCAUUCUCCCGCUUUCCAUCACCCCACCCCUAUCUCACUCUUUCCAUCACCCCUUCCCAUGCUCCCUCUUUCCAUCUCCCCGCCCCAUUCUCCUGCUUUCCAUCACCCCGCCCCAUUCUCCCGCCUUCCAUCACCCCGCCCCAUUCUCCAUCUUUCCAUCACCCUGCCCAAUUCUCCCCCUUUCCAUCAUCCCGCCCCAUUCUCCCGCCUUCCUUCACCCCGCUCCAUUUUCCCUCGUUCCAUCACCCCGCUCCAUUCUCCCGCUUUCCAUCACCCCGCCCAAUUCUCCCUUUUUCCAUCACCCCUCCCCAUUCUCCCUCUUUCCAUCACCCCGCCCCAUUCUCCCGCUUUCCAUCACCACGCCCCAUUCUCCCUCUUUCCACCACCCCGCCCCAUUCUCCCUCUUUCCAUCACCCCGCCCCAUUCUCCCGCUUUCCAUCACCCCGCCCCAUUCUCCCUCUUUCCAUCACCCCGCCCCAUUCUCCCGCCUUCCAUCACCCUGCCCCAUUCUCCAUCUUUCCAUCACCCUGCCCAAUUCUCCCCCUUUCCAUCACCCCGCCCCAUUCUCCCGCCUUCCAUCACCCCGCCCCAUUCUCCCUCUUUCCAUCACCCCGCCCCAUUCUCCCGCUUUCCAUCACCCCACCCCAUUUUCCCGAUUUCCAUCACCCCGCCCCAUUCUCCAGCUUUCCAUCACCCCCCAUUCUCCCUCUUUCCAUCACCCCGCCCCAUUCUCCCGCAUUUCAUCACCCCGCCCCAUUUUCCCUCGUUCCAUCACCCCGCUCCAUUCUCCGGCUUUCCAUCACCCCGCCCAAUUCUCCCUCUUUCCAUCACCCCUCCCCAUUCUCCUGUUUUCCAUCACCCCGCCCAGUUCUCCCGCUUUCCAUCACCCCGCCCCAUUCUCCCUCUUUCAAUCACCCCGCCCCAUUCUCCCUCUUUCCAUCACCCCGCCCCAUUCUCCUGCUUUCCAUCACCCCGCCCCAUUCUCCGGAUUUCCAUCACCCCGCCCCAUUCUCCCGCUUUCCAUCACCCCGCCCCAUUCUCCCUCUUUCCAUCACCCCGCUCCAUUCUCCCGCUUUCCAUCACCCCGCCCAAUUCUCCCUCUGUCCAUCACCCCUCCUUUUUCUCCCUCUUUCCAUCACCCCGCCCCAUUCUCCCGCUUUCCACCACCCCGCUCCAUUCUCCCGCUUUCCAUCACCCCGCCCAAUUCUCCCGCUUUCCAUCACCACGCCCCAUUUUCCCUCUUUCCAUCACCUCGCCCCAUUCUCCCACUAUCCAUCACCCCGCCCCAUUCUCUCGCUUUCGAUCACCCCGCUCCAUUCUCCCGCUUGCCAUCACCCCGCCCAAUUCUCCCUCUUUCUAUCACCCCUCUCCAUUCUCCCUCUUUCCAUCAUCCCGCCCCAUUCUCCCGCCUUUCAUCACCCCGCCCCAAUCUCCCGCUUUCCAUCACCCCGCCCAAUUCUCCCGCUUUCCAUCACCUCGCUCCAUUCUCCCGCCUUCCAUCACCCCGCCCCAUUCUCCCUCUUUCCAUCACCCCGCCCCAUUCUCACGCUUUCCAUCACCCCACCCCAUUCUUCCUCUUUCCAUCUCCCCGCCCCAUUCUCCCGCUUUCCAUCACCCCGCCCCAUUCUCCCUCUAUCGAUCACCCCGCCCAAUUCUCCCACUUUCCAUCACCCCAUCCCAUUCUCCCGUUUUCCAUCACCCCGCCCCAUUCUCUCGCUUUCCAUCACCCCGCCUUAUUCUCCCGCUUUCCAUCAUCCCGCCCCAAUCUCCGCUUUCCAUCACCCCGCCCCAUUCUCCCGAUUUCCAUCACCCCGCCCCAUUCUCCCGCUUUCCAACACCCUGCCCCAUUCUCCCGCUUUCCAUCACCCCACCCCUAUCUCACUCUUUCCAUCACCCCUUCCCAUGCUCCCUCUUUCCAUCUCCCCGCCCCAUUCUCCUGCUUUCCAUCACCCCGCCCCAUUCUCCCGCCUUCCAUCACCCCGCCCCAUUCUCCAUCUUUCCAUCACCCUGCCCAAUUCUCCCCCUUUCCAUCAUCCCGCCCCAUUCUCCCGCCUUCCUUCACCCCGCUCCAUUUUCCCUCGUUCCAUCACCCCGCUCCAUUCUCCCGCUUUCCAUCACCCCGCCCAAUUCUCCCUUUUUCCAUCACCCCUCCCCAUUCUCCCUCUUUCCAUCACCCCGCCCCAUUCUCCCGCUUUCCAUCACCACGCCCCAUUCUCCCUCUUUCCACCACCCCGCCCCAUUCUCCCUCUUUCCAUCACCCCGCCCCAUUCUCCCGCUUUCCAUCACCCCGCCCCAUUCUCCCUCUUUCCAUCACCCCGCCCCAUUCUCCCGCUUUCCAUCACCCCGCCCCAUUCUCCCUCUUUUCAUCACCCCGCUCCAUUCCCCCGCUUUCCAUCACCCCGCCCAAUUCUCCCUCUUUCCAUCUCCCCUCCUCAUUCUCCCUCUUUCCAUCACCCCGCCCCAUUCUCCCUCUUUCCAUCACCCCGCCCCAUUCUCCCGCUUUCCAUCAUCCCGCUCCAUUCUCCCGCUUUCCAUCACCCCGCCCAAUUCUCCCUCUUUCUAUCACCCCUCUCCAUUCUCCCUCUUUCCAUCACCCCGCCCCAUUCUCCCGCUUUCCAUCACCCCGCCCCAUUCUCCCUCUUUCCAUCACCCCGCCCCAUUCUCCCUCUUUCCAUCACCCCGCCCCAUUCUCCCGCUUUCCAUCACCCCGCUCCAUUCUCCCGCUUUCCAUCACCCCGCCCAAUUCUCCCUCUUUCUAUCACCCCUCUCCAUUCUCCCUCUUUCCAUCACCCCGCCCCAUUCUCCCGCUUUCCAUCACCGCGCCCCAUUCUCCCGCUUUCCAUCACCCCGCCCCAUUCUCCCGCUUUCCAUCACCCCGCCCCAUUCUCCCGCUUUCCAUCACCCCGCCCCAUUCUCCCUCUUUCCAUCACCCCGCCCCAUUCUCCCACUUUCAAUCACCCUGCCCCAUUUUCACUCUUUCCAUCACCCCGCUCCAUUCUCCCGCUUUCCAUCACCCCGCCCAAUUCUCCCUCUUUCCAUCACCCCUCCCCAUUCUCUUUUCCAUCACCCCGCCCCAUUCUCCCGCUUUCCAUCACCCCGCCCCAUUUUCCCUCUUUCCAUCACCCGGCCCCAUUCUCCCUCUUUCCAUCACCCCGCCCCAUUCUCCCGCUUUCCAUCACCCCGCCCGCUUCAAUCUCCCGCUUUCCAACACACUGCCCCAUUCUCCCGCUUUCCAUCACCCCACCCCAUUCUCACUUUUUCCAUCACCCCUCUCAAUUCUCCCUCUUUCCAUCACCCCGCCCCAUUCUCCUGCUUUCUAUCACCCCGCCCCAUUCUCCCUCUUUCCAUCACCCCGCCCCAUUCUCCCGCCUUCCAUCACCCUGCCCCAUUCUCCAUCUUUCCAUCACCCUGCCCAAUUCUCCCCCUUUCCAUCACCCCGCCCCAUUCUCUCGCCUUCCAUCACCCCGCCCCAUUCUCCCUCUUUCCAUCACCCCGCCCCAUUCUCCCGCUUUCCAUCACCCCACCCCAUUUUCCCGAUUUCCAUCACCCCGCCCCAUUCUCCAGCUUUCCAUCACCGUGCCCCAUUCUCCCGCUUUCCAACACCCCGCCCCAUUCUCCCGCUUUCCAUCACCCCGCCCCAUUCUCCCGCUUUCCAUCACCCAGCCCCAUUCUCCCUCUUUCCAUCACCCCGCCCCAUUCUCCCGCAUUUCAUCACCCCGCCCCAUUUUCCCUCGUUCCAUCACCCCGCUCCAUUCUCCGGCUUUCCAUCACCCCGCCCAAUUCUCCCUCUUUCCAUCACCCCUCCCCAUUCUCCUGUUUUCCAUCACCCCGCCCAGUUCUCCCGCUUUCCAUCACCCCGCCCCAUUCUCCCUCUUUCAAUCACCCCGCCCCAUUCUCCCUCUUUCCAUCACCCCGCCCCAUUCUCCUGCUUUCCAUCACCCCGCCCCAUUCUCCGGAUUUCCAUCACCCCGCCCCAUUCUCCCGCUUUCCAUCACCCCGCCCCAUUCUCCCUCUUUCCAUCACCCCGCUCCAUUCUCCCGCUUUCCAUCACCCCGCCCAAUUCUCCCUCUGUCCAUCACCCCUCCUUUUUCUCCCUCUUUCCAUCACCCCGCCCCAUUCUCUCGCUUUCGAUCACCCCGCUCCAUUCUCCCGCUUGCCAUCACCCCGCCCAAUUCUCCCUCUUUCUAUCACCCCUCUCCAUUCUCCCUCUUUCCAUCAUCCCGCCCCAUUCUCCCGCCUUUCAUCACCCCGCCCCAAUCUCCCGCUUUCCAUCACCCCGCCCAAUUCUCCCGCUUUCCAUCACCUCGCUCCAUUCUCCCGCCUUCCAUCACCCCGCCCCAUUCUCCCUCUUUCCAUCACCCCGCCCCAUUCUCACGCUUUCCAUCACCCCACCCCAUUCUUCCUCUUUCCAUCUCCCCGCCCCAUUCUCCCGCUUUCCAUCACCCCGCCCCAUUCUCCCUCUAUCGAUCACCCCGCCCAAUUCUCCCACUUUCCAUCACCCCAUCCCAUUCUCCCGUUUUCCAUCACCCCGCCCCAUUCUCUCGCUUUCCAUCACCCCGCCUUAUUCUCCCGCUUUCCAUCACCCCGCCCCAAUCUCCGCUUUCCAUCACCCCGCCCCAUUCUCCCGAUUUCCAUCACCCCGCCCCAUUCUCCCGCUUUCCAACACCCUGCCCCAUUCUCCCGCUUUCCAUCACCCCACCCCUAUCUCACUCUUUCCAUCACCCCUUCCCAUGCUCCCUCUUUCCAUCUCCCCGCCCCAUUCUCCUGCUUUCCAUCACCCCGCCCCAUUCUCCCGCCUUCCAUCACCCCGCCCCAUUCUCCAUCUUUCCAUCACCCUGCCCAAUUCUCCCCCUUUCCAUCAUCCCGCCCCAUUCUCCCGCCUUCCUUCACCCCGCUCCAUUUUCCCUCGUUCCAUCACCCCGCUCCAUUCUCCCGCUUUCCAUCAACCCGCCCAAUUCUCCCUUUUUCCAUCACCCCUCCCCAUUCUCCCUCUUUCCAUCACCCCGCCCCAUUCUCCCGCUUUCCAUCACCACGCCCCAUUCUCCCUCUUUCCACCACCCCGCCCCAUUCUCCCUCUUUCCAUCACCCCGCCCCAUUCUCCCGCUUUCCAUCACCCCGCCCCAUUCUCCCUCUUUCCAUCACCCCGCCCCAUUCUCCCGCUUUCCAUCACCCCGCCCCAUUCUCCCUCUUUUCAUCACCCCGCUCCAUUCCCCCGCUUUCCAUCACCCCGCCCAAUUCUCCCUCUUUCCAUCUCCCCUCCUCAUUCUCCCUCUUUCCAUCACCCCGCCCCAUUCUCCCUCUUUCCAUCACCCCGCCCCAUUCUCCCGCUUUCCAUCACCCCGCUCCAUUCUCCCGCUUUCCAUCACCCCGCCCAAUUCUCCCUCUUUCUAUCACCCCUCUCCAUUCUCCCUCUUUCCAUCACCCCGCCCCAUUCUCCCGCUUUCCAUCACCCCGCCCCAUUCUCCCUCUUUCCAUCACCCCGCCCCAUUCUCCCUCUUUCCAUCACCCCACUCCAUUCUCCCGCUUUCCAUCACCCCGCUCCAUUCUCCCGCUUUCCAUCACCCCGCCCAAUUCUCCCUCUUUCCAUCACCCCUCCCCAUUCUCCCUCUUUCCAUCAACCCGCCCCAUUCUCCCGCUUUCCAUCACCCCGCACCAUACUCCCUCUUUCCAUCACCCCGCCCCAUUCUCUCGCUUUCCAUCACCCCGCCCCAUUCUCCCUCUUUCCAUCACCCCGCCCCAUUCUCCCACUUUCCAUCACCCGCCCCAUUCUCCCGCUUUCCAUCAUUCCGCCCCAUUCUCCCUCUUUCCAUCACCCCGCCCCAUUCUCCCGAUUUCCAUCACCCCGCCCCAUUCUCCCGCUUUCCAUCACCCCGCCCCAUUCUCCCGCUUUCCAUCACCCCGCCCCAUUCUCCCGCUUUCCAUCACCCCACCCCAUUCUCCCGCUUUCCAUCACCCCGCCCCAUUCUCCCACUUUCCAUCACCCCGCCCCAUUCUCCCGCUUUCCAUCACCCCGCCCCAUUCUCCCUCUUUCCAUCACCCCGCCCCAUUCUCCCGCUUUCCAUCACCCUGCCCCAUUUUCACUCUUUCCAUCACCCCGCUCCAUUCUCCCGCUUUCCAUCACCCCGCCCAAUUCUCCCUCUUUCCAUCACCCCUCCCCAUUCUCCCCCUUUCCAUCACCCCGCCCCAUUCUCCCUCUUUCCAUCACCCCGCCCCAUUCUCCCUCUUUCCAUCACAUGGCCCCAUUCUCCCUCUUUCCAUCACCCCGCCCCAUUCUCCCGCUUUCCAUCACCCCGCCCCAUUCUCCCGCUUUCCAUCACCCCGUCCCAUUCUCCCUCUUUCCAUCACCCCGCCCCAUUCGCCCGCUUUCCAUCACCCCGCCCCAUUCUUCCCUUUUCCAUCUCCCCGCCCCAUUCUCCCUCUUUCCAUCACCCCGCCCCAUUCUCCCGAUUUCCGUUACCCCGCCCCAUUCUCCCUCUUUCCAUCACCCCGCCCCAUUCUCCCGAUUUCCGUCACCCCGCCCCAUUCUCCCUCUUUCCAUCACCCCGCCCCAAUCUUCCUCUUUCCAUCUCCCCGCCCCAUUCUCCCUCUUUCCAUCACCCCGCCCCAUUCUCCCUCUUUCCUCCACCCCGCCCCAUUCUCCUGCUUUCCAUCAACCCGCCCCAUUUUCCCGCUUUCCAUCACCCUGCCCCAUUCUCACUCUUUCCAUCACCCCUCCCCAUUCUCCCGCUUUCCAUCACCCCGCCCCAUUCUCCCUCUUUCCAUCACCCCGCCCCAUUCUCCUGCCUUUCAUCACCCCGCCCCAUUCCUCCCGCUUUCCAUCACCCCGCCCAAUUCUCCCGCUUUCCAUCACCCCGCCCCGUUCUCCCGAUUUCCAUCACCCCUCCCCAUUCUCCCUCUUUCCAUCACCCCGCCCCAUUCUCCCGCUUUCCAUCACCCCGCCCCAUUCUCCCUCUUUCCAUCACCCCGCCCCAUUCUCCCGCCUUUUAUCACCCCGCCCCAUUCUCCCGCUUUCCAUCACCCCGCCCAAUUCUCCCGCUUUCCAUCACCCCGCCCCAUUCUCCCGCCUUCCAUCACCCCGCCCCAUUCUCCCUCUUUCCAUCACCCCGCCCCAUUCUCAUGCUUUCCAUCACCCCGCCCCAUUCUCCCUCUUUCCAUCACCCCGCCCCAUUCUCCCGCCUUUUAUCACCCCGCCCCAUUCUCCCGCUUUCCAUCACCCCGCCCAAUUCUCCCGCUUUCCAUCACCCCGCCCCAUUCUCCCGCCUUCCAUCACCCCGCCCCAAUCUCCCUCUUUCCAUCACCCCGCCCCAUUCUCCCACUUUCCAUCACCCCGCCCCAUUCUCCCUCUAUCCAUCACCCCGCCCCAUUCUCUCGCUUUCCAUCACCCCGCCUUAUUCUCCCGUUUUCCAUCACCCCGCCCCAUUCUCCCAAUUUCCAUCACCCCGCCCCAUUCUCCCGCUUUCCAUCACCCCGCCCAAUUCUUCCGAUUUCCAUCACCCCGCCCCAUUCUCCCGCUUUCCAUCAACCCGCCCCAUUCUCCCACUUUCCAUCACCCUGCCCCAUUCUCACUCUUUCCAUCACCCCUCCCCAUUCUCCCUCUUUCCAUCACCCCGCCCCAUUCUCCUGCUUUCUAUCUCCCGCCCUAUUCUCCCUCUUUCCAUCACCCCGCCCCAUUCUCCCGCCUUCCAUCAUCCCGCCCCAUUCUCCAUCUUUCCAUCACCCUGCCCAAUUCUCCCCCUUUCCAUCACCCCGCCCCAUUCUCCCGCCAUCCAUCACCUCGCCCCAUUCUCCCUCUUUCCAUCACCCCGCCCCAUUCUCUCGCUUUCCAUCACCCCGCCCCAUUUUCCCACUUUCCAUCACCCCGCCCCAUUCUCCCGCUUUCCAUCACCCAGCCCCAUUCUCCUGCUUUCCAUCACCCCGCCCCAUUCUCCCGCUUUCCAUCACCCCGCCCCAUUCUCCCGCUUUCCAUCACCCCGCCCCAUUCUCCCUCUUUCCAUCACCCCGCCCCAUUCUCCCGCUUUCCAUCACCCUGCCCCAUUUUCACUCUUUCCAUCUCCCCGCUCCAUUCUCCCGCUUUCCAUCACCCCGCCCAAUUCUCCCUCUUUCCAUCACCCCGCCCCAUUCUCCCUCUUUCCAUCACCCCGCCCCAUUCUCCCGCUUUCCAUCACCCCGCCCCAUUCUCCCUCUUUCCAUCACCCGGCCCCAUUCUCCCGCUUUCCAUCACCCCGCUCCAUUCUCCCUCUUUCAAUCACCCCGCCCGCUCCAUUCUCCCGCUUUCCAACACCCUGCCCCAUUCUCACUCUUUCCAUCACCCUUCCCCAUUCUCCCUCUUUCCAUCUCCCCGCACCAUUCUCCUGCUUUCUAUCACCCCGCCCCAUUCUCCCUCUUUCCAUAACCCCGCCCCAUUCUCCCGCCUUCCAUCACCCCGCCCCUUUCUCCAUCUUUCCAUCACCCUGCCCAACUCUCCCCCUUUCCAUCACCCCGCCCCAUUCUCCCGCCUUCCAUCACCCCGCCCCAUUCUCCCUCUUUCCAUCACCCCGCCCCAUUCUCCCGCUUUCCAUCAUCCCGCCACAUUUUCCCGAUUUCCAUCACCCCGCCCCAUUCUCCCGCUUUCCAUCACCCCGCCCCAUUCUUCCGCUUUCCAUCACCCCGCCCCAUUCCUCCGCUUUCCAUCACCGCGCCCCAUUCUCCCGCUUUCCAUCACCCAGCCCCAUUCUCCCUCUUUCCAUCACCCCGCCCCAUUCUCCCGCAUUCCAUCACCCCGCCCCAUUUUCCCUCCUUCCAUCACCCCACUCCAUUCUCCCGCUUUCCAUAACCCCGCCCAAUUCUCCCUCUUUCCAUCACCCCUCCCCAUUCUCCCUCUUUCCAUCACCCUGCCCCAUUCUCCCGCUUUCCAUCACCCCGCCCCAUUCUCCCUCUUUCCAUCACCCCGCCCCAUUCUCCCUCUUUCCAUCACCCCGCCCCAUUCUCCCGCUUUCCAUCACCCCGCCCCAUUCUCCCUCUUUCCAUCACCCCGCCCCAUUCUCCCGCUUUCCAUCACCCCGCCCCAUUCUCCCUCUUUCCAUCACCACGCCCCAUUUUCCCUCUUUCCAUCACCCUGCCCCAUUCUCCCGCUUUCCAUCACCCCGCCCCAUUCUCUCGCUUUGGAUCACCCUGCUCCAUUCUCCCGCUUUCCAUCACCCCGCCCAAUUCUCCCUCUUUCUAUCACCCCUCUCCAUUCUCCCUCUUUCCAUCACCCCGCCCCAUUCUCCCGCCUUUCAUCACCCCGCCCCAUUCUCCCGCUUUCCAUCACCCCGCCCAAUUCUCCCGCUUUCCAUCACCCCGCCCAAUUCUCCCGCCUUCCAUCACCCCGCCCCAUUCUCCCUCUUUCCAUCACCCCGCCCCAUUCUCACGCUUUCCAUCACCCCACCCCAUUCUCCCUCUUUCCAUCACCCCGCCCCAUUCUCCCGCUUUCCAUCACCCCGCCCCAUUCUCCCUCUAUCCAUCACCCCGCCCAAUUCUCCCACUUUCCAUCACCCCAUCCCAUUCUCCCGUUUUCCAUCAACCCGCCCCAUUCUCUCGCUUUCCAUCACCCCGCCUUAUUCCCCCGCUUUCCAUCACCCCGACCCAUUCUCCCGAUUUCCAUCACCCCGCCCUGUUCUCCGCUUUCCAUCACCCCGCCCCAUUCUCCCCAUUUCCAUCAUCCCGCCCCAUUCUCCCUCUUUCCAACACCCUGCCCCAUUCUCCCGCUUUCCAUCACCCCACCCCAUUCUCACUCUUUCCAUCACCCCUCCCAUUCUCCCUCUUUCCAUCACCCCGCCCCAUUCUCCUGCUUUCUAUCACACCGCCCCUUUCUCCCUCUUUCCAUCACCCCGCCCCAUUUUCCUGCCUUCCAUCACCCCGCCCUAUUCGCCAUAUUUCCAUCACCCUGCCCAAUUCUCCCCCUUUCCAUCACCCGGCCCCAUUCUCCCGCCUUCCAUCACUCCGCCCCAUUCUCCCUCUUUCCAUCACCCCGCCCCAUUCUCCCGCUUUCCAUUACCCCGCCCCAUUUUCCCAAUUUCCAUCACCUCGCCCCACCCCAUUCUCCCGCUUUCCAUCACCUCGCCCCAUUCUCCCGCUUUCCAUCACCCCGCCCCAUUCUCCCUCUUUCCAUCACCCCGCCUCAUUCUCCCGCAUUCCUUCACCCUGCCCCAUUUUCCCUCGUUCCAUCACCCCGCUCCAUUCUCCCGCUUUCCAUCACCCCGCCCAAUUCUCCCUCUUUCCAUCACCCCUCCCCAUUCUCCCUCUUUCCAUCACCCCGCCCCAUUCUCCCGCUUUCCAUCACCACGCCCCAUUCUCCCUCUUUCCACCACCCCGCCCCAUUCUCCCUCUUUCCAUCACCCCGCCCCAUUCUCCCGCUUUCCAUCACCCCGCCCCAUUCUCCCUCUUUCCAUCACCCCGCCCCAUUCUCCCGCUUUCCAUCACCCCGCCCCGUUCUCCCUCUUUCCAUCACCCCGCUCCAUUCUCCCGCUUUCCAUCACCACGCCUUAUUUUCCCUCUUUCCAUCACCCCGCCCCAUCAUCCCGCUUUCCAUCACCCCGCCCCAUUCUCCCGCUUUCCAUCACCCCGCUCCAUUCUCCCGCUUUCUAUCACCCCGCCCAAUUCUCCCUCUUUCUAUCACCCCGCCCCAUUCUCCCUCUUUCCAUCACCCCGCCCCAUUCUCCCGCUUUCCAUCACCCUGCCCCAUUCUCCCUCUUUCCAUCACCCCGCCCCAUUCUCCCUCUUUCCAUCACCCCGCCCCGUUUUCCCGCUUUCCAUCACUCCGCCCCAUUCUCCCUCUUUCUAUCACCCCGCCCCAUUCUCCCGCUUUCUAUCACCCCGCCCCAUUCUCCCGCUUUCCAUCACCCCGCUCCAUUCUCUCGCUUUCGAUCACCCCGCCCAAUUCUCCCUCUUUCCAUCACCCCUCCCCAUUCUCCCUCUUUCCAUCAACCCGCCCCAUUCUCCCGCUUUCCAUCACCCCGCCCCAUUCUCCCUCUUUCCAUCACCCUGCCCCAUUCUCUCGCUUUCCAUCACCCCGCCCCAUUCUCCCUCUUUCCAUCACCCCGCCCCAUUCUCCCGCUUUCCAUCACCCGCCCCAUUCUCCCGCUUUCCAUCAUCCCGCCCCAUUCUCCCUCUAUCCAUCACCCCGCCCCAUUCUCCCGCCUUCCAUCACCCCGCCCCAUUCUCCCGCUUUCCAUCACCCCACCCCAUUCUCCCGCUUUCCAUCACCCCACCCCAUUCUCUCGAUUUGCAUCACCCCGCCCCAUUCUCCCGCCUUCCAUCGCCCCGCCCCAUUCUCCCUCUUUCCAUCACCCCGCCCCACUCUCCCGCUUUCCAUCACCCGCCCCAUUCUACGUCUUUCUAUCACCCCGCCCCAUUCUCCCGCUUUCCAUCACCCCGCUCCAUUCUCCCGAUUUCCAUCACUCCGCCCAAUUCUCCCUCUUUGCAUCACCCCUCCUCAUUCUCCCUCAUUCCAUCAAACCGCCCCAUUCUCCCGCUUUCCAUCACCCCGGCCCAUUCUCCCUCUUUCCAUCACCCCGCCUUAUUCUCUCGCUUUCCAUCACCCCGCCCCAUUCUCCCUCUUUCCAUCACCCCGCCCCAUUCUCCCGCUUUCCAUCACCCGCCCCAUUCUCCCGCUUUCCAUCACCCCCCCCCAUUCUCCCUCUUUCCAUCACCCCGCCUCAUUCUCCCGCCAUCCAUCACCCCGCUCCAUUCUCCCGCUUUCCAUCACCCCGCCCCAUUCUCCCGCUUUCCAUCACCCCACCCCAUUCUCCUGAUUUGCAUCACCCCGCCCCAUUCUCCCGCCUUCCAUCACCCCGCCCCAUUCUCCCUCUUUCCAUCACCCCGCCCCAUUCUCCCGCUUUCCAUCACCCCGCCCCAUUCUCCCUCUUUCCAUCACCCCGCCCCAUUCUCCCUCUUUCCAUCACCCCGCCUCGUUCUCCCGCAUUCCUUCACCCCGCCCCAUUUUCCCUCGUUCCAUCACCCCGCUCCAUUCUCCCGCUUUCCAUCACCCCGCCCAAUUCUCCCUCUUUCCAUCACCCCUCCCCAUUCUCCCUCUUUCCAUCACCCCGCCCCAUUCUCCCGCUUUCCAUCACCACGCCCCAUUCUCCCUCUUUCCACCACCCCGCCCCAUUCUCCCUCUUUCCAUCACCCCGCCCCAUUCUCCCGCUUUCCAUCACCCCGCCCCAUUCUCCCUCUUUCCAUCACCCUGCCCCAUUCUCCCGCUUUCUAUCACCCCGCCCCAUUCUCCCUCUUUCCAUCACCCCGCCUCAUUCUCCCGCAUUCCUUCACCCCGCUCCAUUUUCCCUCGUUCCAUCACCCCGCUCCAUUCUCCCGCUUUCCAUCACCCCGCCCAAUUCUCCCUCUUUCCAUCACCCCUCCCCAUUCUCCCUCUUUCCAUCACCCCGCCCCAUUCUCCCGCUUUCCAUCACCACGCCCCAUUCUCCCUCUUUCCACCACCCCGCCCCAUUCUCCCUCUUUCCAUCACCCCGCCCCAUUCUCCCGCUUUCCAUCACCCCGCCCCAUUCUCCCUCUUUCCAUCACCCCGCCCCAUUCUCCCGCUUUCCAUCACCCCGCCCCGUUCUCCCUCUUUCCAUCACCCCGCUCCAUUCUCCCGCUUUCCAUCACCCCGCCCAAUUCUCCCGCUUUCCAUCACCACACCCUAUUUUCCCUCUUUCCAUCAUCCGCCCCAUCAUCCCGCUUUCCAUCACCCCGCCCCAUUCUCCCGCUUUCCAUCACCCCGCUCCAUUCUCCCGCUUUCCAUCACCCCGCCCAAUUCUCCCUCUUUCUAUCACCCCGCCCCAUUCUCCCUCUUUCCAUCACCCCGCCCCAUUCUCCCGCUUUCCAUCACCCUGCCCCAUUCUCCCUCUUUCCAUCAACCCGCCCCAUUCUCCCUCUUUCCAUCACCCCGCCCCAUUUUCCCGCUUUCCAUCACCCCGCCCCAUUCUCCCUCUUUCUAUCACCCCGCCCCAUUCUCCCGCUUUCUAUCACCCCGCCCCAUUCUCCCGCUUUCCAUCACCCCGCUCCAUUCUCUCGCUUUCGAUCACCCCGCCCAAUUCUCCCUCUUUCCAUCACCCCUCCCCAUUCUCCCUCUUUCCAUCAACCCGCCCCAUUCUCCCGCUUUCCAUCACCCCGCCCCAUUCUCCCUCUUUCCAUCACCCCGCCCCAUUCUCUCGCUUUCCAUCACCCCGCCCCAUUCUCCCUCUUUCCAUCACCCCGCCCCAUUCUCCCGCUUUCCAUCACCCGCCCCAUUCUCCCGCUUUCCAUCAUCCCGCCCCAUUCUCCCUCUAUCCAUCACCCCGCCCCAUUCUCCCGCCUUCCAUCACCCCGCCCCAUUCUCCCGCUUUCCAUCACCCCACCCCAUUCUCCCGCUUUCCAUCACCCCACCCCAUUCUCUCGAUUUGCAUCACCCCGCCCCAUUCUCCCGCCUUCCAUCGCCCCGCCCCAUUCUCCCUCUUUCCAUCACCCCGCCCCACUCUCCCGCUUUCCAUCACCCCGCCCCAUUCUACGUCUUUCUAUCACCCCUCCCCAUUCUCCCGCUUUCCAUCACCCCGCUCCAUUCUCCCGAUUUCCAUCACCCCGCCCAAUUCUCCCUCUUUCCAUCACCCCUCCUCAUUCUCCCUCUUUCCAUCAAACCGCCCCAUUCUCCCGCUUUCCAUCACCCCGGCCCAUUCUCCCUCUUUCCAUCACCCCGCCUUAUUCUCUCACUUUCCAUCACCCCGCCCCAUUCUCCCUCUUUCCAUCACCCCGCCCCAUUCUCCCGCUUUCCAUCAUCCGCCCCAUUCUCCCGCUUUCCAUCACCCCCCCCCAUUCUCCCUCUUUCCAUCACCCCGCCUCAUUCUCCCGCCAUCCAUCACCCCGCUCCAUUCUCCCGCUUUCCAUCACCCCGCCCCAUUCUCCCGCUUUCCACCACCCCGCGCCAUUCUCCCGCUUUCCAUCACCCCGCCCCAUUCUCCCUCUUUCCAUCACCCCGCGCCAUUCUCCCGCUUUCCAUCACCCCGCCCCAUUCUCCCUCUUUCCAUCACCCCGCCCCAUUCUCCCUCUUUCCAUCACCCCGCCCCAUUCUCCCGCUUUCCAUCACUCCGCCCCAUUCUCCCGCUUUCCACCACCCCGCCCCAUUCUCCCGCUUUCCACCACCCCGCCCCAUUCUCCCGCUUUCCAUCACCCCGCCCCAUUCUCCCGCUUUCCAUCACUUCGCCCAAUUCUCUCCAUUUCCAUCACCCCGCCUUAUUCUCCCGCUUUCUAUCACCCGGCCCCAUUCUCCCGCUUUCUAUCACCCCGCCCCAUUCUCCCACUUUCCAUCACCCCGUCCCAUUCUCCCUCUUCCCAUUACCCGCCCCAUUCUCCCGCUUUCCAUCAUCCCGCCCCAUUCUCCCGCUUUCCACCACCCCGCCCCAUUCUCCCGAUUUACAUCACCCCGCCCCUCUCCCGCUUUCCAUCACUCCACCCCAUUCUCCCGAUUUCCAUCACCCCGCUCCAUACUCCCGCUUUCCAUCACCCCGCCCAAAAGGCCUAACGUGUGCAAAAUAA
Molecule: messenger RNA, 25353 nt
Organism: Closterium sp. NIES-65
Lineage: Eukaryota; Viridiplantae; Streptophyta; Zygnematophyceae; Desmidiales; Closteriaceae
Source: the annotation of a GenBank genome assembly